Magnolia sinica is the source of this 1088-nucleotide messenger RNA. Its product is annotated as pathogen-related protein-like. The record is from RefSeq and is a predicted model, not a curated record. The coding region runs from base 46 to 777 and encodes 243 amino acids. NCBI's taxonomy places the organism in Eukaryota, Viridiplantae, Streptophyta, Magnoliopsida, Magnoliales, Magnoliaceae. The transcript is spliced from 4 exons.
GAAUCUCUCUCUCUCUCUCUCUCUCUCUCUCUCUCUCUCUGAAACAUGUCUACUGAAGGAGGAUCAGGAAUGGUUGUAGGCGAUAAGUACCGAUCUCACAUACAUGGAGAGGGAGAAGAGAACACCCAAUGGAGGUACGGUGGCCCACCUACCUUUGAUCUCGUUGACAAACUUUUUGAAGAAGGACGUACCCAGGAAUGGCCAAAAGGAUCAUUAGAAGAAAUCGUCCAAAAUGCUAUUAAGACAUGGGACAUGGAAAUCUCUCACAAGACACGCUUACAAGACUUCAAAACCCUAAAUCCUGAAAAAUUCAAGUUAUUCGUUAAUGGAAGAAAAGGAUUUUCGGCAGAAGAAAUAAUAAAGAUUGGGAGCUACAAUGCGUUGUUGCAGAAUUCUCUGCCGGAGGAGUUCCAAUACUACAAAGUUGAGGAAGAGAGCUUCGAGUCGUCUCACGAUGUAUUCCGCGCGGCUUUGCCUCGAGGGUUCGCAUGGGAACUCUUGAGACUUUACUCCGGCCCACCUGUGAUAGUUUUCAAGUUCAGCCACUGGGGUUUCAUGGAAGGGCCUUACAAAGGACAUGGUCCUACUGGUGAGAAGGUUGAGUUCUCUGGGAUGGCUGUUCUUAAGGUGGAUGAGUCUAUGAGAGCAGAAGAAGUGGAGAUAUACUACGAUCCUGGGGAGCUGUUCAGUGGACUUCUAAAGGGGCCUCUCAUCUCUUCUGACCACUCCUUGGCUUCUGCCUCCCUUCAAGCCUGUCCUUUCUUCAAGGGAGAUUGAUUAUUUACAUCCUUUCUCCUCUUUUCAUUUCAAGUUUAGCUAAUAUCGCUUCUUCAUAAAGACUUUUCUUUCAGCUGUUGUUACAUCACGUAUGUGUUAUUUUCCGUCUGGGGAAUCCCCAACACAUCUAUGGUUUGUGUACUUUUUGUUUUUGUUUUUUUUUUUUUCCUUUUCAUCCUUUCAAUAAAAUAGUUCGUUUUAAAUUCACGUGGUUAUGAACCUUGUAAAUGUACUGAUUUUUGGGAAAUCCAUUAAUCCUGAUGUGUAACGUCAGCUGAGCGGAUCGAAUGGCAUAUACACAAUUUGGUGGA